Molecule: messenger RNA, 3075 nt
Organism: Ylistrum balloti
Lineage: Eukaryota; Metazoa; Mollusca; Bivalvia; Pectinida; Pectinidae
Product: glycoprotein-N-acetylgalactosamine 3-beta-galactosyltransferase 1-like
Exons: 4
Coding region: 203-1318 (371 amino acids)
Cellular component (GO): membrane
Molecular function (GO): N-acetylgalactosaminide beta-1,3-galactosyltransferase activity
Source: RefSeq, a predicted model, not a curated record
ACCGUGGACUCGCUGUAUACCACUAUGUACGACGGGCCACUUUGUUCCCUUUACUUUAGCUGUAGAUCAGUCUAUCAGUGAAGCGUUAUCGGUUCAUUGUGGAAGUGGCCUAAAUUCAACAGACAGGAACUGACGUGGACUUCAACAAGGAACGAUGUUGAAGUAAUAAUUAUCCGACAACUUUGUUUAUUAGACAUACACGAUGGUGUGUGGAUCGUCACAAACCGCCAGCGUCAACUUCUGCUUCGGACUGGCCAUCGGACUGGUGGUUGCUUUUGUGGUAGCCAGUCUGACGUCACUUCAGACACCUAUGCUGACGUCCAGAUAUGCCAAUAGUAUAAACAAGUUCCGAUACACUGUGAUAGACGAAAAUGGCGACAAUAAAACAUCAUCCCGCCGGAGCUCAGAUGGGCAUGAAAACUGGCGCGAGGAAGAAGAAAAGUUCCAUGAGGAGAUGGAUAAAAAAAUUGACAAAGUAAAACAAGUCGACUUUGACGAUUCCCACUUUCAUAAAGAUAACGACAAGGUGGCAAAGGAUCUAGAGAAGAAAAUCCGAGUUUUGUGUUGGGUGAUGACUAGUCCUCAGAAUUUAGAUAAAAAAGCAAUUCACGUGAAACGCACGUGGGCGAAACGGUGUAACGUCUUGGUGUUUAUCAGCUCCACAACAAACACAACGUUCCCAACAGUCGGACUCAACGUAUCGGAAGGCCGAGAACACCUCACAGCCAAAACCAUGCAAGCGUUUAAAUACGUUUACGAUACGCACUUCAAUGACGCUGAUUGGUUUGUGAAAGCUGAUGAUGACACUUACAUGAUAUUAGAAAACCUUCGUUAUUUCCUACAAUCUUACUCAAAGGAUGACCCUGUGUAUUUUGGACAUCAUUUUAAGACAAUAGUGAAACAGGGCUAUUACAGUGGAGGGGCAGGAUAUGUUCUCAGUAAGGAAGCGCUUAAAAGAUUGAUAGAAAAGGGAAAAGAUCCUAAAGUAUGCCGUCAAGAUGGCGGCGCCGAGGAUGCUGAGUUAGGAAAGUGUAUGGAGAAUCUGGGUGUCAGAACUGUUAAUUCUACAGACGCUUUAGGGCGAAGUAGAUUUCAUUGUUUCGACCCAGAGACACACUUAUUUGGCGGAUACCCUGACUGGUAUUAUAAAUAUGAUGCAAAUGGAGCUAAAAAGGGAACGGAGAGUAUCAGUGACUAUGCGAUUUCCUUUCACUAUGUACCGCCACAGAAGAUGUAUGCCUUGGAAUUUUACAUCUAUCAUUUACGUCCUUAUGGAUUAGAAUCAGGACACCAGGAUUUGAACGUACCCAGGCGAUAGUCGCUGAACAUUUUUAUAAAUCAUCUACAUUUUACUAUAAGGCAUUCCAGCGACUUUGAUUUGUACAACGCCGUAGAUGCAAAGUAUAGAGGCCCAAAAGGGUCACAUGUCACACCAAAUCAUAAGAUAAACUAAUAUACUAAUUUGGUAUGACGACCCAACAGAGCGCUUAGUACUUAAUACAAUGAAAAUUUGCCGUUCUCAGUUAACUAUCAUUAUUUAUUUUAUUCUUGGAAAUGAAUCCUGUUUUCUUUCCGCAUUGAAAAGCAUUAUUUUAUUAACAAGAUUAUUUUGCCAACAAUUUAUCCAAGUAUAACGGACGGGCAUAUGUGUGAUGGACAGACAGGAGAAAUGUGUGUUUGUGAUUAGACACCAAGUCAGUACUAAAUCAAGUGUUCGCUGAUUGUUUGACUGUGGAUUAAAAAGAGAAUUUUCAAUAUUCUAUAAUAAUAUAUCUUAUUUAAUUGUGACUUACAUUUUAGAAAAAAAGAUGUAUUCAAAAAGUGUUCUUAAGUAAUGACAUGCAGCUGUAUUGUGCCUUCUGAGAAUGAUUAGUCGAGGCUGAAAUACAUUCCAAGUCCUAGCCUAUGGCAAAAUGCUUACAAAAAUGAGGGAAAAUAUGGUGAAAGGUGACAUUCUGAUAUUAGAUAUAUUCCUUGUUCUUUAGAAAUGAUCUCAUGCAUUCUUACGUCCAAAUGUACUCUGAUAGUCAAUAUUAAAUUAAUGACACAAUCAAGAGUCUAUUAAUGAUACAAGGAUGGUUCUGGUGUGAGUUAAUGAAGCGUGUCCAGCUUUAUCCUCUAUAUACCCAAAGUUAUUAAAAUACUGAUUGUAUAUUCCACAUAUAUUCUAUGUAUGCACACCCCAACUUUAGAUAUGAACUCUGUUGUAAACAGUAAUCACUCUCUCUGUCCGUCCGUGACAAACUAUUUAUUCACAAGAUGUCUCGUUUUCAUACCAAAAUGCCACACACGGCCACUUUUGAAAAUUGACUUGUAUACAUGAUAUAUCUGCAACAUCUUCGUCAACUGCUAAUCCUCUUCCUAACUACUCCUAUACGUAGAUAGGGAGGUGGUCAUCGGUUAAAACAUUACACCAGAUGUCAUUUGAAAUAAGUAGACAAUGUACAAGAUGUCCCAUGAAAUCACGUAUACUAUUCUUGGGUCGGAGAAGAUAUCAAUGUAAACCCUGUAAUCAUUUUUGUUUGGCUGUGUUAGGCUUUUGUACAACAUUUCAUCAUUGUUUAUGUACUGUUUAAAAUUCAUUCCAAAUGAUCUUCUGUUCUUAUGUUAUUUACUUUUAUUCUAGAUAAUUUACUUAGCCAAUCCGUGUGUUUGUUUAAAAAGUCUGCACUUGUGUACCUAGAACCAACAGUAUACUUGUAUAGGUAUUUAAAGACAACAGCGACAGUGUCACGGUCUGUGAAAUAGAAACUACUAAACAUACAUGAAGGCCAGGUGUCACGUGGCUUGAGUGCUGUUAACUUUGAAAAUAUUUUUUGUGAAUUCAGUUAUAAGUAUAAUGUAUAUAUAUUUCAAUAUUUCAUUGAUAACAUCUUAAAUGUGAGUUUACUCUAGUGCAGUUUAAAUUGUGUGUAUGUGAUGAUGUGUGAUAGUGUGCGUGUCUUUGAAACUUUAACAUUGUAUAUUCUUUGAUGUUUUAGAAGGACUGGCUAUUUUCGGAUACGAUUGUUCUAAAUGAUAGCGAGAAGGGGUUUAUGCAAUGCUGCUUAUGAAAUAAUAAAAAUAUCAAUUUAA